AUGGCAGCUCAACAUCAACCAUCACUAUGGUAUGCACAUAUUGUUAAUUUUCUGGUUUCUGGAAAAACUCUAGAACAGUGGGAAAAGAACAGAAAACAUCAUUUCUUUUCUAAGAUUAGAAAUUAUUUUUGGCAUGAUCCUGAUUCAUAUUACUUGGGCAAUGAUCAAAUUUUAAGGAGAUGUGUUCCUGAAGAAGAAUAUCAUAGCAUUAUUAACAUGUGCCAUUCAUCUAACUGUGGAGUACAUUUCUCUGGACGAAAAACAGCUGCAAAAAUUUUUCAGUGUGGUUUUUAUUGGCCUACAAUCAUUAGAGAUUCUAUAGAAUUUAGUAGAACAUGUAUUUCAUGCCAAUCUAUAGGUAACAUGAGUAAAAAAGAUAAAAUGCCCAUGAGUAACAUGUCAAUAGUCGAAAUUUUUGAUGUAUGGGGAAUAGAUUUCAUGGGUCCCUUCCCAUCAGCUGAAAAAUAUGAAUAUAUUUUGCUUGCUGUUGAUUAUGUGUCGAAGUGGGUGGAAGCUAUUCCUACUAGAACUAAUGAUCAUAAAAUCGUGAUGAAAUUUGUGUAG
Spirodela intermedia is the source of this 564-nucleotide messenger RNA. Lineage: Eukaryota; Viridiplantae; Streptophyta; Magnoliopsida; Alismatales; Araceae. The record is from the annotation of a GenBank genome assembly.